Molecule: messenger RNA, 1953 nt
Organism: Sclerotinia sclerotiorum 1980 UF-70
Lineage: Eukaryota; Fungi; Ascomycota; Leotiomycetes; Helotiales; Sclerotiniaceae
Exons: 2
Coding region: 1-1953 (650 amino acids)
Molecular function (GO): protein binding
Source: RefSeq, a predicted model, not a curated record
AUGCCUAAUUGGUUUGAAUGGCCAACAUGGGCAAAUUUUGCCCCGGACCAGGAUGAAAUCGCGCCACCACUUGAAUUAGCUGCUCGUCCUCCUUCUCGCUCUAGAUCUUCAUCUCGGCGGCGACGGUCCAGGCGACGUUCCAGUGAGCUCACACCCGCUGAGAGAUUAGAGAGAGCAAAGAACGAAAAGAAAGUGAUUGAGUUCGAGGAACAAAGAGUGGCAUCUUUGGACCCCUUGGCUAGAUCCGCUUAUAAGGAGCGGAAGAGGCUUCGGGAGGAGGAAAGAAUCAAAAAUUUGAAAAUCACAUUUGCGACAGGUGUGAAAGAUGCAGCACAGCAACAAAAAACGGCGUAUGUGGAAGUCCAUCGUAAAUGGAAGAGAAAGCACGAUGAUGACACUGCGGCCCAAGCUGCAGAGAGAAGACGGGAAUUUUUAGAAAUUCAGCAGAAACGAUUCCAAAAGUCUCCAGAACAACCAGUGAGUGAAAUUCUUGCACGAGAAGCGAACAAAAGGCUUGCAGUGGAAUUAUUGGAGAGGAUUUACCUGGACCUCCAAAAUCAUUUUUCGCACCCCACGCUCAUUAAUUCUGAGACUUAUGACCCUUAUGCCCAGAUGUCUGACCAGCCUCAUCAUGUGUCAUGGCAGCGAUUUUUAAGAUUAGCCUCGAACCCAGAAGAGGUUGUGGGUGGCAUUGGAUAUGGAAUUGGACUUGACAGUACUGCCGUCCUCAUGCUAUCAGAGAAUUUCCGCAAUGCAUUGAGAUAUGGAGAACUACCUAAUGGAAGUGAAGCUCAAAGGGACGAUAAGGAAUUCGCAUUUUUAGGUAGAUGGAGAGAAAUUGAAAUCAAGCUCGGACUGGAACAUGUCAGCAUUAGAGCCUUUGCUAUCGCCCGGCGUAUUCCAUACAUGAUGGUUUACCGUCGAACAGGUCAAAAUGUAGUAAAGGGUGUACAGAUUGCGAAUGAAAAUUUCCAACUGGAUCCUUCAAUAAGAGACCCUUACGAAGUGUAUGUCGCAUUGGAUGGAAGACUUCUACCCUGCUUAUUCACACCCCUUCCCGGUGACUGCGAGUCAGUGCGCCAGGAAUUCCAUACACUUCCGUUUAGCAAAUUCGAAGAAAAUAUACCCCAUAGAGAAAUGUAUGGGACGGUACAUGAGCGCGUGAUUUCCCGUCGGUUCGAAAACCUGAAAGAGAAUGUAUACAAUCCGGAAAAUUUCAAGCGCUAUGCUCCGCCAUCGAGCUGGCCGCCUACCUGGGAAUACCCACCUGCGGAUAUCCAACAUCCAUGUCGCGAAUGGGGUAAAGAUUAUCCUGCAUGUGUCGCUUGUGGUCUUCGGACAGGCCCGUUGCACACAGCAGGAGAAGAGAAAAUCUGUCAAUGCACGACAUUAAGUGUCUUUGAUAAAGUUCUCGUAGAGAUCAAAGAGUACACAUCCAGCACCACAUCCAAACAACUUAAUCUUGGAAUUAGGACUUUGCAGAAACUUCAAAAAGGACAUAUCAUUGGGGAAGUCCUUGGAGAAUUCAUCCCGCUGGGAGCCGAGGGGGACUUUAAGUGUCAUCAUAAUUCCUCUGUAGACUUCUAUGCUCCUCCAUUCGUUGACAACAAUGGAAAAGUUUUAGAUGUUGAUCCAGAUGUUUUAACCAAGAAGCCAAUUGAUACCAAUACAGAUCCCAUCGCAACACUUAUUACGGGCCAUAAAGGAGGAUGGAUCAGACUGAUCAACGCAGGCACGAGUCAAACAGCAAACGUUGAAGCUCGUUCGGAAGUUUGGGCUGGAAAAUUGCGUGUCACUAUUAGACCGUUACGGAAUAUAAAUUUUGGAGAACAAUUGUUAAUCCGAUGGGGAGAUAUAUAUCUAGAACCUGAUGGACAAUCUCUCAAUGCUAGAAGGAAAAAAGAUCAUACGGAUAGGUUACCAAUGCGAGCUCUUAGCGGAUUCUUUAAAUAG